UGCCCCGUCCCUCACUGGCUGACAAUGGCGGCCUCCAAGUCUGAAGAUAUUCUUGGGCAGAAAUGGGACCGCUGUGUUGCUGAUACCCUUAUUAAAAUUGGUGGAGGCCUUACUCUAGGAGUUGUAUUUUCUGCUAUUGUCUUUAAAAGGCGACCCUGGCCUCUCAUCUUUGGUCUAGGAUUUGGCACAGGUAUGGGGUAUGCCAAUUGUCAACAUGAUUUCAACGAACCAUUCCUAGUAAAAGCAGAAAAUGUUAUUGUGAAGCCCAAAUCUACCACUCUUGAGGCUCCUGCUACAGAAGCCCAGUAGUUUAAUAAUGUAAUAAAUUUGUAUAUUAUCGCUUAAGUCACUUUUGUAUAUUGAGGAAGCCUAUUUAAUGUCCUCUGAUUGGAGCUCAUGUACAGUACUGUAUAUGCAUUUAUUGAGUUAUGUACUUACUACAAACUUCAUGUUAUUU
Cherax quadricarinatus is the source of this 457-nucleotide messenger RNA. The record is from RefSeq and is a predicted model, not a curated record. Lineage: Eukaryota; Metazoa; Arthropoda; Malacostraca; Decapoda; Parastacidae.